This is a messenger RNA of Sorex araneus (European shrew), 966 nucleotides long. RefSeq lists its product as uncharacterized. The transcript is spliced from 5 exons. The coding region runs from base 41 to 760 and encodes 239 amino acids. The record is from RefSeq and is a predicted model, not a curated record. NCBI's taxonomy places the organism in Eukaryota, Metazoa, Chordata, Mammalia, Eulipotyphla, Soricidae.
CGGGAGGGUCGCUUACGCGCGGGUAGCGCCGCCAACCCCGAUGGCCAGGCUGGGAUCUGAGCUCCUGCUCUGGCUCCUGGUCCCGCUGCUCCUGCGGGCAGCGCCGGUCCCUGACGAUGUUCACUACCUCACCAGUGACAUCACCAUCACUCCUCGCAGCAGAACUGGAGAAUCAUAUAGUGUUAAAAUGCAGUUGGAUGGAAAGGAUAUUACAGCCAGCUCCUGUGUGACAGAGCUGAAGGCGUCUAUGGAAGAUAUGGCUAGUGAGACCAAAAAGCCACUCCUUGAAACUGAUCCAAAGCAUUAUGGAACAAGUUACCUUUUCUCCCUGCAGUGUCAGAGCGAAGCCAAUGGAAGCAUUCAUGGAAAUUUGACAUUUGGCUUCGCUGAAAAGAUCUACCUCAAUCGUUACAUGAGGGAGAAACACUGGAGAAUGGUUGAUCCUGUGGGCAGAGAAUUAAUGAAGAUACUGAGCAAAGACAAGCAUUUGAGUAUGACAUACGAGAAGAUCUUAAGUGAACACUGUAAUGCCUUGUCUGAAUUGGUAAACUGUGAAAAGACAACGACAAAAGCCCUGCCAACCAAUCCAUCAUGUCAGGAAGCUAUGUCCAAGACCACAGUCCCAGGUGGGACAGUUAUUGACAACAGCACGGCUCUAGGAGGAGCAAUUCCUUCUAAACCCGAAACCUUGAAUCUCAAUUCUUGGAUCUUCAUUGUGCCCGCAUUGGUCAUGAUUGUCUUCCAGUACUGCGUCAUUUAGAGUGACAGAGAUUUUGCCAUGCAGCUCCAGAGAGUAUGGUCUCCAACAACCGUUCCUUUGGUGGGGCUCCAUCCCCAUCUUGACCAUGAAGACUUUCCAUCCUAGCAGAUGUUUUCACCUCUGGGAGAUGUGGAUGGCCUAACUAAUGUAGCAUCUCAUGCACUUGAUUCCUUUGUCCUCGAUUCCCCUCCCUUCCACCACCUCCU